AAGUGGACUUCCCCAAACUUGGAGUUUGGUCAGUUACUGGGGCAAUGUGACUGUGGUGUUUGGGAUCCUCGCAAAUUAAACUGACAGGGUAGCCCUCUUUUUCGAGGUUAGGAUUAUUUAUUUUGAGGCGCCUUUUAAGUAUGACUUCCAGGAGUGGAGAGAUGGACUGGCGGUGGAUAGUUUUCUCACUGUUUAUGAACUUUCACUUCACUUACGGGUUUCCCCCCUCUUAUGACUUGUUCCAAGGAGCUGCAUACACUGGAAUGGUACACAGACACAGAAACAGGAACUGGUGUGCUUAUGUGGUGCGUAAAAACGUGAGCUGCGCGGUGCAGGGGAGCGUGGAGAGUUUCCAGGAGCCUGUGAUGGCCCCCUGCCCAGCAUACCAGCCCGACUGCCAGCAACAAGUGACAUACCACAAUCGGUUUCGGCCCACGUACAAGAUUGCCUUCAAGACAGUCACAGAGUUGGAGUGGAGAUGCUGUCCUGGUUACCAAGGUCUGGACUGCAAAGAUUUAAAACCACCCCCGGACCGACAAACAGUUCAGGGAACAUGGCCUUACUACCCACAGAAUUCUGGAUAUACACCCAGACAUACGCAGAGGCCAGAGCGGAGAGAGACAGCGCACCAUGAAACGAGGCGUGAUGGGGGGGAUAAGGUGCAUCUUCUGGAAGGUGAAGUUCAGCGCCUCUCUCAGACAGUCCAGGAUCUCCAGUCCGCUUUGGCAGGGUUAACCACCAACCUCCGCACAGAUCUGCAAGAAGACACAAAGAAGAUAUUGGUGACGCUUCUCAACAACAUGCGUCCGCCAGACAUCUCUACAGCUGCAGACACUGAGGAGAGCCCGGCAGUGCUUGAUGGUCACCAGGCUACUAGAGGAGGAAUUGUUGGAGACAACGCAAUAGAUAAAAUAGUGACCCGGUUGGAUGAUAUUAACAAUGAACUGAAAAUCAAAGAUGACGCUUUGGAGGACCUAAGAGGAUCCAUGACAAGUCACGAGGGACAGAUCCGCGUCCUGAUGGAAGCCUCUCAAGCUCAGGCUCCAGCCAUAGCGGAGUUUGAUGUUAUCCAGAGUUAUGUUGAUGGAAAAUUUGAGAAGCUAAAGAAGGAGCUGGACCAGAAUGUGGAGGAACAGAUGGCCAAGCUUCAGGGCUCAUGCAAUGACAAGGUCCAGAUCUGUGAAGACAGCCGUGAUCAAGGUUUGCUCAAGCUGACCAAGCUGUUGGAUGCUAAGGAGACUGAUCUGAAAAAGGAGAUCCGGGCACUUCGUCUGGACAUGGCUGCUGCAGAUGGACCAAUACAGACUCAAAGACAGAUUGAUCCAUCCAAAGAGGCAGAAGAUCGCAGUAACCAUAAAGACCUGUGGCGUGAGAUUGACCGUAUUGCAGAGGCUCAUCGCAUUUUGAAUGUUCGAAUUGACAACGAACUGGCACACCUGUCUGCACCUCUGGAAGACAAUGAUUUCAGUUUAAUGCUUGAAGAGAUGGAGGCACGCAUUAAUAUCACGGAGCAAAAUGCAGAGACUCAUUGUUUCUAUAUUGAAGAGAAGCUGACACGUACAAUUACGGAAGAAGUGGCAGCAAUCCGGCAGCUUCUGGGGGAGCGUCUGAACGGCAUGGAGGAUCAGUUUACGAACAUGCUGGUGGAAAUGAGCAACAGCUCCUUCCCUGGGAUGUUUGGUGACUCCAUGGAUGCUAUCCAGACAGAAGUCAACAACAAUAAGUUCCUACUCCAAGGUUUGGAUGAUAAGGUCAAUGCUGUUGGAGAGUUGUGCUCUGCAGGAUGUUCAGGAUCAGGAAUAAAUGUUGGUGCAGUGAGUUCAUCGCCAACACCUAAAGGUCUAGAAAACAUAUUGAAGGAUCUGAAUCUGUACAGGAAUGAUUUGGAUGUUCUUCACACAGAUGUCAAUUCCAACACGGGAAAGCUCAGGCAACUAGAAGAUCUUGUUGGAAGACAUUCGGUCACAAAUGAAGGUCAUGUGAAGACAAUGGAGGAUUUCCAGAAGGGAUUGAAAAAUCUUCAAGAUAACGUGCGUGGUCUGGCUGGUGCUGUUACAGGGUUAAGUGACUCCUUAAGCAAAUACAACCAGGACAUGCAACAAAUAAACUCGACAUGCUGCCAUGCAGGGGGUCGAGCACAGGACAACUGGGCCUCGGUCGUUACAGUACCCAGCGUCCAAACAGACAACACCAGACGUCAGGUGGAAGAGCUGAAGAACAGGCUUGAUGCGCUCAGUAGGCAGGUGUCAUCUGAGCUUAGUCAAUGUAAACAGAACACACAGGGUAUUUCCAAUGGUAUCUCUGCUGUCAAUGGACGUGUGACCAGACUUGAAAAGGUGUGUGGAAGGCUAGAUGGGGUAACCGCCAACAUCAGAGAGCUGAAGGAGGGACUGGAGAGAAAUGUUGGUGGUCUGCGGGACUGUUUGAGCAGGAUGAACGCCACCUGUGGAAAUCACAGAGGAGAGAUCAUCGUACUGCAGAACUCCGUGCAGAGGCUCCAGGCACAGCUGUCCUCGAUGGCCAAACAUGUGUUGAAAGACGUCACUGCCAAAGAGCCAGGAAUGACCUUAAGACCAGAAAGGCCCGCACUUGUGCCAGAUUCAACCAGAACCAGAAUCCAACAAAUCCACAUCCCUCUCAUCAUCCCGCCGCCGCCAUCCAACCCCAGGCAGCCAAACACGCAUAGGAUAAACAUCAGCCCGCCAAGCCAGCCGUCCAGCCCCCGGCAGUCCGGCAGACAACCCACCCCCCCCCUGCUCCCCGUCAGGCCGGUGGUGGAGACGGGCGAGGCCGGACCUCCUGGGUACAGCCGCAGGGUGACUGUCCGGAGAGGCUCCGAGGACUCGAACAACAUGCCUGUCAAAGGAUUUGCUGGAGCACCAGGCUAUCUUCCUCUGCAGCCUGCAUCUUUCAAACCUCAAUCAAACAGCCGCCAAGUUCCUGUAGCUGCAAAGAUGCCCUGGAACCCGAUGCAUCACACUCCUGUGGUUUCACCAGUUUCGGCCCCCAGCAGUGGCUUUGACGAGCCCUUCUCCUUCUCUGCCGGCCUCACACAGCAGCCGCUCAUUGGAGAGUUUGGUUUCAUCCGCUUCAACAGAGUCAUCGUCAAUGAUGGAGGACACUACAAUCCACACACAGGGAUCUUCACUGUCCCUUUGGACGGCCGAUACCUGAUCUCAGGCCUGCUGACAGCCCAGCAGGGGGACCGGGUGGAGGCCGUGCUGUCCGUGUCUAACCGCAGCGUGCAGAGGCUGCAGAGCUCCUCGGGGCCUGGAGCCGGCCAACAUGGGGCCCCAGCGGCGGGAGACUGUGGCUGCGGGGGGUCCGUGUCCUUCAGUGUCAUCUUCCCUCUGAGGAAAGGAGACCGUGUUGGUUUGGUGAGGACCGGGGGCCGGCUGGCCACAACCGGGGCCCGGGAGAUCCUCUCCACCUACAGCGCCAUCUUCCUGUACGCACCGCAGGACAAGUCAUAGCUGCAGCUCAGCUGGGCAGAAACAGCAAGGACCAGUUUGAUCCCAGAGAAAAAGGACUGGAGGAAAUGAUGAGAGGAGGCAGAGUUUUUACUGAUUUGCUGUGAUUUACCACGCAGGGCCGCUGUGUGAAGAUCCUCACUUAUAAAUUCAGUUAGGAAGUCAUUGCAUUGCAUUUCGUAAGCCAUUUGCCAAAUAUAUCUGAAAACAAGAAGCAGGAUUUGUUUCUAAUAUAUUUGAUUAUCACGUUGCCUUUUUGUACCUAUUGUGAAUGUCUUGUGUAAAUAAGUGUUUAUAAAUUAACAUAAAAAUUAAUAAAACGUUAUUUUAACAAAACCAACUCAGUCUUAAAGGUGCCAUAGAAUGGAAAUCUGUAUUUACCUUAUCACGGGCAAAUCAUGAAUAUGCAUAUCACAUUGGUAAAACGGGCGAAUUACAACAAUCCCUGUGUGUUACGUCACACACGGUAGUCCAGCCCCAACAUUUGUAUACACCAGCUGCUGGAAACACUAACACUAACACUUACCACUCUGUAACGUUGCUCUCCAAUCUCCGACCAACUGGCUGUUCUUCAAAUUCAUCGGUUCCCUCCUCCGAUAAAGGCUCAAAUAUGUAAGGUUGGAUGCCAAUAGCCUCCAUGGUUCAUCUCUCAUAGUUUCGCAAACUUCACUUACUUCUGUGGGCUCUGAGGCAGCCAUGGAUUGCUCCUUGUAAACCAGCCAAUCAGAGCAGAGCUCAUCAUAAAUAUUUAAAUGAGCCCCCAAAUAAGGCAAUUCAGCUUGUUCCAUUCUAGGACCAAAUCAUAGGGCUGUAAAUGGGCCUGUAAAACCGCAUCUGGACAUUUUUUGGAUCAACUAAAGCUAUAUACCUUCUUUUUAGACAUCAGAGAAAUACCAGAUAGUUGCAUUCUAUGGCCACUUUAUGCUCAAAGAUAAUAAACCAUGACAAGUCAGAGUAUGAGCUCACAAAAUGUUCCAACACAACAAACUUUUAUUAUAGAGGCCCUAUUAUGCUUUUUGGGGUUUUCCCUUUCCUCUAGUGAGUUGUAUAGGUUUUUGUGCAUGUAAAUGGUCUGCAACGGCUAAAAUCCCAGUUCCCCCCUGAAUGGCCUCCAUUGGUGUCCUUUGUUUACUUCUGCGCCAUACUGACAUCAUCAUAUAACACUCAUGCUUCUUUUUGCUAGCGCUCCAACAAAUUGUACGUGAUAGGCUAAGGGGCGGGACAUCUCAAGAUCAAUCACAACAGAGCCGGCAAGCUAACCAAUCAGAGCGGUCUGGGCUCUGGUUUCAGACGGAGGGUAAAAAGAGGUGAUGCAGCACAGGCAGUAUGAGAAAAUAAGCACUUUUUGAACAUGAAAGGAUGCAAACAUGUCACAGCAAAGGCACAAAAUGGAAAUAUGAACCUGGAAAAGAGCAGAAUAUGUCCUAUUUAAUCUAAGAAACGUUGCUGGCUUCAGAAUCAGCACUGAGAAAAACGAGGUUAGAAGGCAACCCCCAUUUGGGUCAUUAUGUAAAGUGGGUGUGGAUGAAAAAUACAUUUCCCCUCACCUCACUCCUGAGACUUAAAAUAUUCCAGCAGCGAGCUGUAAGCAGCAGCAGUUCAGAUCAGCCUCAGUUAACCUUUAAAGGAGAAAAACACUCAUUUCUAUCCACAGAAAAACAGUAAUGAAUUGAAAUGUUAUUUGGUUGUGUUAUUCAAUAAAGCAAAUGUGGAACUACCUGA
This is a messenger RNA of Eleginops maclovinus (Patagonian blennie), 5192 nucleotides long. RefSeq names its product elastin microfibril interfacer 2a (gene emilin2a). The record is from RefSeq and is a predicted model, not a curated record. NCBI's taxonomy places the organism in Eukaryota, Metazoa, Chordata, Actinopteri, Perciformes, Eleginopidae. Gene Ontology annotation, molecular function: protein binding. The transcript has 9 exons. Bases 141 to 3473 code for a protein of 1110 amino acids.